GGCCAUAUAAUAAGAGGAAAAUAGGUUGUUGGUAAAUCAAUGUGGGAGAUCGAGGCGAUUCAAUAAAAGAAUCUCAUUUGGAAAAAAAAAAUCAAGUCUUGACCCGCACCGGAGUAGUUGUUAUGGAAUCGGCGGCGGCGGCGUCACCCUUUAGGUCGGAUAUCCUCCGGGGACAAGUUGCGCUCCUGACCGGCGGCGGCUCCGGCAUCGGAUUCGAGAUCGCCACUCAGUUUGGCAAGCAUGGUGCCUCCAUCUCCAUCAUGGGCCGCCGCUCCUCCGUCGUCCAAUCCGCCGUUUCUUCUCUUCGGUCCCUCGGAAUCCCCGCUGUUGGGUUUCAAGGAGAUGUGAGAGUAGCGGAAGAUGCAAAGAGAGUUGUGGAGUCGACAGUGACACAUUUUGGGAAGCUGGACAUUCUGGUCAAUGCUGCUGCUGGCAAUUUUCUUGCUUCCCCAGAGGACUUGUCUCCCAAUGGCUUCCGAACCGUGUUGGAUAUUGAUGCAGUGGGCACAUUCACAAUGUGUCACGAAGCCAUUAAGUAUCUAAAGAGAGGAGGUCCCGGACGGGGGAGUAGUAGUAAUAACGCGUCAUCAGAUUCUUCUUCUUCUUCUUCUUCUUCUUCUUCAGGUGGAUUAAUACUAAACAUUAGUGCCACUUUGCAUUACACAGCCACUUUUUAUCAGAUACACGUAGCUGCAGCUAAGGCUGCGGUUGAUGCGUUGACCAGGAAUCUGGCACUGGAAUGGGGCACAGACUAUGAGGUGAGGGUGAAUGGGAUAGCGCCGGGUCCCAUAGGGGACACCACUGGGAUGAGGAAACUUGUGCCUCAAGAGAUAACAACAAAGGAGGGCGGGAUGAUGCACCGGGGGCCUCUGUAUAGAGUUGGGGAGAAAUGGGAUAUUGCCAUGGCGGCUCUCUACCUUGCCUCCCAUGCUGGGAAAUAUGUGAACGGGACAACGAUGAUAGUGGAUGGAGGACUCUGGCUGAGUCAGCCACGGCACCUCCCUAAAGAUGCGGUCAAGCAGCUCUCCCGGACGGUGGAGAAAAGAUCCAGAGACGCGCCCGUUGGCAUCCCUAGUAAACUCUGACUCACUCUCCUCCGCUCCCGUCCUCCCCGGCCGGCCACUAGAUAGAUAGAUAGAUAGAUAGAUGAUCGAAAUUACUUGCCAUGCAUUUUCUUCGGAAAUUAUUUAAAUGCGUGUUAUAAUAAUAAUAAUAUUUUUCGUUUCACUGAAUAAAAAUGCAAGUGAUAA
This is a messenger RNA of Cuscuta campestris, 1250 nucleotides long. Lineage: Eukaryota; Viridiplantae; Streptophyta; Magnoliopsida; Solanales; Convolvulaceae. The record is from the annotation of a GenBank genome assembly.